Molecule: messenger RNA, 897 nt
Organism: Dibothriocephalus latus
Lineage: Eukaryota; Metazoa; Platyhelminthes; Cestoda; Diphyllobothriidea; Diphyllobothriidae
Source: the annotation of a GenBank genome assembly
CCUUUCCCUCGAAACUUACGAUAUUCUGGUUCUCUUUUGAUUAAUCACAGACACCUACGAAAACUGUUUCUUGUUCACGGACAGUGGAAUUACUACCGAAUGACUUUCAUGGCCCUGCUUUUCUACCAUAAGUGCGUCGCUCUGGUAGCAUGCCAGAUCUACCAACUGUGCUUCAGUGGAUUCUCAGCCCAGCCCCUCUUCGACAGCCUCCUCUAUGCCCUAUACAACCUCACAAUGACUUCCUGCAGCGUUACCGCCUUCGGCCUCUUUGAAAGACAUCUCACCGAACGCGACCUGAUGCGCUAUCCCUUCCUCUACAGACUGGUAGGUUGGAUCUGUUCUGGUUGUUCAAUUUGGCAGAACAGACGCACUGACUGUCGCAAUGCCAACUACAACCCCGGUUACGUAAUCCUCUACUGCCUCGACGGCUGGUGGCUCGGCACUGUCUGUUACUUUCUGGGCUACUUUGUCCUGGUCGGGGGUGGCAUCUACGGAGAGGCCACCUUCGUGCUGGCUGGAGCCUCUUAUGCCACCCUGGAUGUGGACCUCUUCGGCACAGCCGUCUUCCUCUACCUGACAAUUGCUGUCAACUUCCGCUGCUUUGUCAUCAGCCGAACCUUCACAAUGGCCCUGAUAAUCGGAAACCUGCUCUUUGGUAUUGGCAACUUCAUCAGGUUGACCACUCCAAUUUCAAUUUUCUACAUGAAUCUCUCCUACCUGGCUUACUGUCCAGCCUUCUGGUUGGGUUUGCCGUUGACGCUUUGCCUCUCUCUAAUGCCCGAUGUGGUCUGGAGACUGGGAUCUGAUUACUGGUGGAAACAACAGAUCGCCAUGGGCUGUGGAAACAGCCAAGCCAGGGGGUUGAAGUCACCCUCGGUCAGCCUGACAGAAAUAUGA